UAUAAACCGCACGAGCUAUCGUUCAGUCAUCAGACACUUCACAGUCUACUCUUCAGUUUGGACGUAGUCUAUUGUCGAAGUUCAAUACAAAUUUUAACCAACAUGAAGAUUUACUUCAUCCUCGCUCUUCUCUUGGUCGCCGUAGCCGCCAUCAUGGCAGUGCCUGUUGAGGAGGAGUAUGAGCCUCUUGAACUGGAGCACGAGUUUGGUAUUGAAGAACGUGCGAACAGACAAAGAAGAGUGACCUGCGACCUUCUAUCCAUCAAAGGAGUCGCUGAGCAUAGUGCUUGUGCUGCCAACUGCCUCAGCAUGGGUAAAGCUGGAGGUCGCUGCGAGAACGGAGUCUGCCUUUGUCGCAAAACUACCUUCAAGGAACUCUGGGACAAACGUUUCAAUUAAGCUGAACUUUUCACUCCAAGAUUCAAUCGUGGUAUUUUCUACAAAUCAAAAAUCAGACAGAGAGGAUGUGACUAUUGUUAAAGAAUGAUAAAAUACUUAACUUAUAAGUUUAUAAUAAUAUAUAUAUUUCAUUCUUCAUCACUGAAAAUUCGGUAGAUCUUGGUUUACUAAAAUUUACCUUAUUUAAUAUAAAAUUGGACUAUUGAUUAUAAUAUAGUUCAGAAUAAACAAAAUUUUUAAUUGA
Eufriesea mexicana is the source of this 643-nucleotide messenger RNA. It is a transcript of the gene Def1, whose product is annotated as defensin 1. The coding region runs from base 103 to 399 and encodes 98 amino acids. NCBI's taxonomy places the organism in Eukaryota, Metazoa, Arthropoda, Insecta, Hymenoptera, Apidae. Gene Ontology annotation, biological process: humoral immune response; defense response to bacterium. The transcript has 3 exons. The record is from RefSeq and is a predicted model, not a curated record.